AAGCCGUUGGUUCCUCGUGGCUCUACGCUUAGAAAACACUGUGGUGAGAUGAGUUGUUCGUCUAAGAUGGCGAUAUGUUGCGUUUAAUUGUUUAUUGAAAUGGAUUGCAGAAAUGUGAUAAAGGACCGAUCGAAAAGUGAGAAUUUUAGUCAAGCGAAAUCGGUGUUGUGCAAUAGCCAAAUUAAAAAACAGUUCGGUUAAGUCGUAGGAAAUUUCGAACAAAACAAUGCGUGAGUUUAAAGUAGUCGUCCUCGGAUCGGGUGGGGUUGGGAAAAGUGCACUGACUGUACAGUUCGUAUCCGGCUGUUUUAUGGAAAAGUAUGAUCCUACUAUUGAGGAUUUUUAUCGUAAAGAGAUCGAAGUCGAUAACUCACCUUGCGUAUUGGAAAUCUUAGAUACGGCAGGUACAGAGCAAUUUGCCAGUAUGCGCGACCUCUACAUUAAAAAUGGUCAAGGGUUUGUGGUAGUUUAUAGUCUCACAAAUCACCAAACCUUCCAGGAUAUCCGUCCUAUGAAGGAGCUCAUUACGAGAGUUAAAGGUACCGAGCGAGUGCCGAUCCUGCUAGUCGCCAACAAAGUUGAUCUCGAACAUCAACGUGAAGUCGACUUUGAAGAAGGAAAAGCACUGUCCCAACAAUGGGGGUGCCCAUUUAUCGAAGCUAGUGCAAAAAAUAGGACCAACGUGAACGAGGUAUUUGCCGAAAUAGUCAGAGAAAUGAACUUUAGUCCCGAAAAGGAAAAGAAAAGUUACUGCUGUUGUACUGUGCUCUAAGGUGGCCUCAAUUAUUUUUUAUGGGAACAAUGAACGUGUUGCAACAAGCGAUUUGCGUUAACUGUGCUGACUGUCAACUGUUAUGGACUUUGAUUAUGGAUUUUUGUUGUAAAUGCUCAUCUCAAGUAUUCUUCAAUGGCUUAGAUCUGCACAAUAUCUAUAUUUUUAUACAUUGAACAAAAGGAAACCUUUUUCGUAAACAAAUGAUGCAUACAAUAUUACUUACUAGUUUUUUUAAACUGAUCAUAUUUACUGUAAGAACUAGAAUAAUGAUAGUGCCUGAAACCAAAUGAAUCAACCGGGAACUGAUGCAUGGGAUUCUACACACGGCCUAAAUCGUCCCAUGCCACGACUAGCCCUUUCCAAAUUCAACCAGGGGUCCCAACUUUGCCAAACCAACUGAUAUGCAGUUACAUACCAUCAUCAACGGUUCCAUAAAUCAUGUGAGCUCACCUGUAUAUAACAUAAUUUUAUCAGAGAUCUGUGUUUGUAUCAUAAAAAGUUUUCAAUCAAAAAGUGAUGCGUGCUCGGGAAUGUGUGCUUGUAGGACUAAUACAUGUUUUGUAAGUAAUCAAAAUGUUGCCGAUAGAAUGUGUGUUCUGAGAGCCAAAAAGGAUUUGUGAUAUAUACGUAUUAUAAUAAAAAAAAAUA
Molecule: messenger RNA, 1423 nt
Organism: Cylas formicarius (sweet potato weevil)
Lineage: Eukaryota; Metazoa; Arthropoda; Insecta; Coleoptera; Brentidae
Gene: Rap2l
Product: ras-related protein Rap-2c
Exons: 1
Coding region: 227-772 (181 amino acids)
Biological process (GO): negative regulation of cell migration; Rap protein signal transduction
Cellular component (GO): plasma membrane
Molecular function (GO): GDP binding; GTPase activity; GTP binding
Source: RefSeq, a predicted model, not a curated record